AUGAACAAGUAUGUACAUUUAUUUUCUAGUGAGAGUGAACACACGGUGUGGACAGCCGAUGACGCCUACCACAGAGAUAAGUGGAUGGGCGAGGAUGAGCAUGCAGGGCCGUCACAGCCCAUCUCCCCGUCUGCGCACGGUAUACAGCUUAUUUCUGAAAAGGAUUUAGUUCAGUUGGCUCAGAUUCGGCCAUUAAGAUUCAGUUUUCGCGAACAAACAGAAAUCAAGAAUUAUUUUCAAGUACUACAGAGAAAGGUAGAAGAUAAUGAAAUAAUCCAGGAGUAUAUGGCUUUGGACAGUAAGGAUCUGCGUUAUCAGUCCAACUAUGGGAAUGAACCAGGCAACAGGGACAAAAACAGAUAUCGAGACAUCCUUCCAUAUGAUUCAACACGUGUUCCUCUCGGAGAAAACAAGGACUACAUUAAUGCUAGUUAUAUUAGGAUAAUCAAUGGUGGACAAGAGUAUUUCUAUAUCGGUACCCAAGGGCCACUGCCAAGUACCACAGAUGACUUUUGGCAAAUGAUUUUGGAAAAUAACUCUAAUGUUAUUGUCAUGAUAACCAGAGAGAUAGAAGGCGGGAUUGCCAAAUGCCACCAUUACUGGCCCGUUUCUAUGAAGAAGCCUUUGGAACUGAAACACUGUCGUAUCUUCCUGGAGAACUACCAGAUCCUUCCAUAUUUCACCAUUCGAUUAUUUCAAGUUGUGAGGAAAUCUACAAGAACUAAGCACUUUAUAAAACAGUUGCAGUUCACCAACUGGCCAGACCACGGCACUCCUUCGCCACCAGAUGGUUUCAUACAGUAUGUCCGCAGCGUGAGGAGCAGCCAGGUGACAGGGCCCAUCGUGGUUCACUGCAGCGCGGGAGUGGGCCGAACCGGGGUGUUCAUCUGUGUGGACGUGGUGUUCUGCGCCAUUGAGAACAAUUUCCCAUUCAACAUUAGAGAUAUCGUGGUCCAAAUGAGAAGACAACGUCAUGGUAUGGUUCAAACAAAGGAGCAGUAUUGGUUUUGUUAUAAAAUUGUGCUUGAAGUUCUUAAGAAGCUUGUGGCUUUGGAUUUAGAGAGACAGCCUCACACUUGACAUACCAGGUGGCAUGGAGCUUCCUCAGAAAGAGCAUGACAGGUUGUGCUGAAGGAAGGGCUCUGCUGCGCGCAAAAUGUGCUUUCUUGGUGUAUCAUUUGAUUUCCUUUCUGACAACUCCCUGAAGGCAGCAUCAUUUGGUUUGGGGUGAAUAGUGUUUACCCACUGAUUUUAUUUAGAUAAUAUCAAAAUACCCUCCCACAUUUUCCAAUGAAAUAAAAGUUUCUUAAAACAACUGCAGCCUAUUUGGUUGAAAGGAUUACAAAGCCCCAUAAAAGACUUAAACUAUAUUUAUUAAAAUUAUAUCUGGAAAGACAGCUAAAGGAAGCUGAGGAUUUCCCAGACCUUAGGAAGCCUUGAUUCUGGGAGGACCUAGAACCAGUAAACUGACUUCUUACAGGCAUUUUCAAGACAGAUACUUAUCCAUGGUUUUUAGCUAGAAUCUAUACUAUUAGCUGGCAUUUGAACAACUCGGCUCACUAAAUAUUCCUAUUAGGAUGGUUUAACGUGUUAUUUUGGAUUCCAUUUUUUCUUACCUCCAAGUCCCAUGGAGCCCCAGGGAGCUCAGAGGAGCAGCUGCCUUUCUAGAACCACUGGACAAAGACCUGAUGGUUUGGGAGCUUUUUGUGGGUGGGCAGGCUUCCUCCCUCCAUCACAUGAGCACACUGAGGAACAGUCCAAAACUAAAAUAGUUAUUUAUAGAGAAGGUCCAAGAGGAAACUUUUGCCUGGCUUGAGUUCUUUCCUAUCCCACCCUAACACUUAACAUAUUACUCAGUCUGCUUUGUUGAAAGCAAAUAUUACAUUCUACUUGCUUCUUAGUUUUUGCCCUUUAGCUAACCAAUAAACUUUGAUAUAAGCGUUAUUAUAUAAUUUUGAAUCACUUAUGCCAGAUAUAGUUUUCAAACUAAGAUCUAGAGUAACUUUUUUCUUCAGAGUUCAAUUAAACCAUUUCAUUUUACUACACACCUCCCUCCCCACCCCAAUUCUGCUGUAACAUUUAGAAACUAGCGUUGGGAACCAAAUUUUGGAAAACUAAAUUCAUAGUUUUAAAAAUGAAAAUUUCCAUAUUCUGUUUUUGAAAAGAUUGUGGCCAUUAUUACAUUCAUCUUAUUAUAGGACUUUGCCUCAUACAAUUACAGUGAUAAUUUUAUCAAAGAAUUUUAGUGACCAGUUAGAUUUUAUUAUAAGCUAUAAAGCACUUGAUAUACAUCUUUGUAAAGUGUAAUUCAGUAAAAAUCAGAAUAUUCUAUGUAUUAUAUUAAGAAAAUUUCUAAUAUUAAGCUGUAGAUCUUGAAUUUUUAAGAGGUUUAUAUUGUUCACCUGGCUGAAUGAAUACUUGAAUUGGAUAAAUUAAAAUGCUAAUUCUCAUUUUAAAAAUAAUUAUAUACCAGAAAUCUAUUUUAUAUUAAUAUAAUAAUGUAAUGAGUCAAUCUCUUUACAUUAUUCAUAUAAAUAGUAGUCUAUGCUAAACACUAAUUUUGAUGAUUGGCCUUUAAUAUUUGUAUUCCUAAUGUUUCCCUCUGUUUUUGUAAAAUAAUAGACAUAAUGUACAACAGUAUUCCUGAAUAUUUCAUGCUGUUAUUUAAAUGGAAAUAUUUACUAUGUAUUGUCUCUUGUGUUUUUAUUACUUUGGCCUUAAAAUAUUCUUGUAAAUAAAAAUUUCUCACUUUUUUGAGAGUAAACAUGUUUUUUCUUUAAUGUAUGUCUUAUAUUUUUAUAGCUGGACUAAUUUUUCACUUGUCAGGGAAAUUAAA
Pipistrellus kuhlii (Kuhl's pipistrelle) is the source of this 2836-nucleotide messenger RNA. RefSeq names its product protein tyrosine phosphatase non-receptor type 20 (gene PTPN20). The record is from RefSeq and is a predicted model, not a curated record. NCBI's taxonomy places the organism in Eukaryota, Metazoa, Chordata, Mammalia, Chiroptera, Vespertilionidae. Gene Ontology annotation, molecular function: protein tyrosine phosphatase activity. The transcript has 7 exons. Gene Ontology annotation, biological process: protein dephosphorylation. Bases 1 to 1080 code for a protein of 359 amino acids.